Messenger RNA from Loxodonta africana (African savanna elephant), 3978 nucleotides. RefSeq names its product DExH-box helicase 34 (gene DHX34). The transcript is spliced from 17 exons. Gene Ontology annotation, biological process: nuclear-transcribed mRNA catabolic process, nonsense-mediated decay. Gene Ontology annotation, molecular function: RNA binding; ATP binding; helicase activity. NCBI's taxonomy places the organism in Eukaryota, Metazoa, Chordata, Mammalia, Proboscidea, Elephantidae. The record is from RefSeq and is a predicted model, not a curated record. Bases 397 to 3828 code for a protein of 1143 amino acids. Gene Ontology annotation, cellular component: intracellular anatomical structure.
UCCUCCUCUCUCUGCGGCGGGAGGGGCGGGGACAUGGGGUGGUGUGCGCAGGCGCACGACUGGCUCCGGGCGCGUGAAGUGGGCGCGUGGAACCGGAAGUUGAGGCGUUCGCCCCGUUGAGUGAGGCAUUCAGGGAACUUGUGUCUAACCCAGAGGUCACUCCAGAAGUUGUGAGGUACCCUGUGUGUCACCAGCUUGACCGAGACCCCUGGCCACUUUGUCACCUGUGGUGAUUCCAUCAGUGAGGAGGAAAAUUAGCUCUUUGAAGAGAAAGUGGUUCCAUAUUUACAGACACUGGCUUCUCACUGCUGGCUUUGAGGUGGAGAAUGGAUGAGAAUAUUUGGUCCCGGUGAUCAGAACUGAGGCCAGAAUUGCGACAGCAUUGUGCUUAGCAAGAUGCCUCCUCCCAGAACCAGGGAGGGCAGGGGUCACCGAGACCACCACCGGGCUCCCCAUGAGGAAGAGACCCCAGAGAGAUGGGACUGGAAUCACCCAGAAACACGUCGCCUCUUGGAGGACACCUUCUUUCGUGAUGAGGAGUAUAUCCGCCAGGGCUCUGAGGAGUGCCAGAAGUUCUGGGCCUUCUUUGAGCACUUUCAGAGAUUCCAGAAUCUCAAGACAGCUCGGAAGGAGGAGCAAGACCCUGGGCCUCCCAAGCAUAGCAUCCCAGCCCUGGCCGACCUACCUCGCACUUACGACCCACGUUACCGCAUCAACCUCUCUGUCCUUGGCCCUGACACACGGGGCUCUCGGGAGCCGGGCAGGCGCCUGCCCCCGGAGAGAGUAGCUGAGUUCCGCCGAGCCCUGUUGCACUACCUGGACUUUGGCCAGAAGCAGGCCUUCGGGCGCCUGGCCAAGCUGCAGAGGGAGCGGGCGGCACUACCCAUUGCUCAGUAUGGGAAGCGUAUCCUGCAGACGCUGAAGGAGCACCAGGUGGUGGUGGUGGCGGGUGACACAGGCUGUGGCAAGUCCACUCAGGUGCCCCAGUACCUGCUGGCUGCUGGCUUCAGUCAUGUGGCAUGCACCCAGCCCCGGCGAAUUGCUUGCAUCUCAUUGGCCAAGCGCGUCGGCUUUGAGAGCCUCAGCCAGUAUGGUUCACAGGUCGGCUACCAGAUCCGCUUUGAGAGCACGCGUUCAGCGGCCACCAAGAUCGUGUUCCUGACGGUGGGGCUGCUCCUGAGGCAAAUCCAGCGGGAGCCCAGCCUGCCCCAGUACCAGGUCCUGAUCGUGGACGAAGUCCAUGAGCGACACCUCCACAAUGAUUUCCUCCUGGGCGUCCUCCGGCGCCUGCUGCCCCAGCGGCCAGACCUCAAGGUCGUCCUCAUGUCGGCCACCAUCAACAUCGCACUCUUUUCCAGCUACUUCGGUGGCGCCCCUGUGGUGCAGGUGCCUGGGAGGCUCUUCCCCAUUACGAUUGUGUACCAGCCGCCAGAGGUGGAGCCAGCAACGGCCAAGUCAGAGAAGCUGGACCCGCGGCCUUUCCUGAGGGUGCUGGAGGCCAUCGACAAUAAGUACCCCCCUGAGGAACGGGGUGACCUCCUGGUCUUCCUCAGCGGCAUGGCGGAGAUCAGCGCUGUGCUGGAGGCUGCCCAGACCUACGCCAGCCACACGCAGCGCUGGGUGGUGCUGCCGCUGCACAGCACGCUGUCUGUGGCUGACCAGGACAAGGUAUUCGACGUGGCGCCCCCUGGAGUCCGGAAAUGCAUCCUUUCUACCAACAUUGCAGAGACCUCAGUCACCAUUGAUGGAAUCCGCUUCGUAGUGGAUUCUGGGAAGGUGAAGGAGAUGAGCUAUGACCCGCAAGCCAAACUGCAGCGGCUGCAGGAAUUCUGGAUCAGCCAGGCCAGUGCCGAGCAGCGUAAGGGUCGUGCGGGCCGCACAGGCCCCGGCGUCUGCUUCCGCCUCUAUGCCGAAUCGGACUACGAUGCCUUCGCUCCCUACCCUGUCCCGGAAAUCCGGAGGGUAGCCCUGGAUGCAUUGGUGCUACAGAUGAAGAGCAUGAGCUUGGGGGAUCCCCGAGCCUUCCCCUUUAUUGAGCCCCCACCGCCAGCCAGCCUGGAAACUGCCAUCCUUUACCUUCGAGACCAGGGGGCCCUGGACGGCACAGAGGCCCUCACCCCCAUCGGGUCUCUGCUGGCCCAGCUGCCUGUGGACGUGGUGAUUGGGAAGAUGCUGGUCCUGGGCUCUACGUUCCACCUGGCCGAGCCCGUGCUCACCAUCGCCGCUGCCCUCAGCGUCCAGUCACCCUUCACCCGCAGUGCCCAGAGCAACCCCGAGUGCGCAGCAGCCCGGCGGCCCCUGGAGAGUGACCAGGGUGACCCCUUCACGCUCUUCAACAUCUUCAACACCUGGGUGCAGGUGAAAUCCGAGCGGAGCAGAAACUCACGCAAGUGGUGUCGCCGCCGGGGCAUUGAGGAGCAUCGGCUGUAUGAGAUGGCCAACCUCCGGCGCCAGUUCAAGGACCUGUUGGAGGACCACGGGCUGCUGGCUGGGACCGAGGCGCCGAGGCCAGGGGAUAGCUACAGCCGGCUGCAGCAGCGCCGGGAGCGCCAGGCGCUCUACCAGCUGAAGCGCCAACAUGAAGAGGGCGCGGGGCGCAGGCGCAAGGUGCUACGGCUGCAAGAGGAGCAGGAUGGGGCCUCCAGCGAUGAGGACCGCGGUGCCACAGCUGACCAGGACUCUUGCGACAGCGUGGACAUCCAGGAUGUGAAGUUCAAGCUCCGGCACAACCUGGAGCAGCUGCAGGCAGCCGCCAGCUCGGCUCAGGACCUGUCCCGUGACCAAAUGGCCCUGCUCAAGCUGGUGCUGGGCCGUGGCCUCUACCCCCAGCUGGCUGUCCCCGACCCCUUCAACAGCGGCCGCAAGGACUCGGACCAGAUUUUCCACACACAGACCAAGCAGGGAACUGUGCUGCACCCGACCUGCGUCUUCGCCGGCAGCCCUGAGGUGCUGCACACACAGGAGCCAGAGAGCAGGGCCAGCGACGGGAGCCGAGAUGACAAGGACAAGAUGAGCAGCAAGCACCAGCUCCUCACCUUCGUCUCCCUGCUAGAGACCAACAAGCCGUACCUGGUGAACUGCGUCCGUGUCCCCGCCCUCCAGUCCCUCCUGCUGUUCAGCCGCUCCCUGGACACCAAUAGUGACUGCUCCCGCCUGGUGGCCGAUGGCUGGCUGGAGCUCCAGUUGGCAGACACUGAGAGUGCUGUCCGGCUCCUAGCAGCUGCCCUGCGGCUCCGGGCCCAAUGGGAAAGUGCCCUGGACCGGCAGCUAGCUCACUGCGCCCGACGGCGGCUGGAGGAGGAGGAUGAGGCCCCAACAGUCGACCGCAAAGAGGUGGCAGCCCUGAGCAGGGACCUGCUGCAGUUCACAGCAUCCAAGGUUCCCUAUAGUCUCCGGCGGCUCACGGGGCUGGAAGUCCAAAACCUCUAUGUGGGACCCCAGACCAUCACAGCUGCCCCUAGUCUCCCUGGCCUCUUUGGCAGCUCUACCCUGUCCCCCCACCCCAGCAAGGGGGGCUACACAGUCACUGACUUCCUCACCUACAACUGCCUCACGAGCGACACCGACCUGUACAGUGACUGCCUCCGUACCUUCUGGACCUGCCCCCACUGUGACCUGCACAUGCCCUUCACGCCCCUGGAACGCAUCACCCACGAGAACACCUGCCCCAACGCCCCGCAGGGUGGCUCCCCAGGGGCUGAGGAGGCUGACCCUGAACCCCUCCAGAAGGCGUCCGCCCUGCAGAGGCCCUACCACUGUGAGACUUGUCAGAAGGACUUUAUGUUCACGCCCACCGAGGUCCUGCGGCACCGGAAGCAGCACGUGUGAGCCCGGCCUGGCCCCUGCCUGCCCCCCAACCCAGGACCAGGGCCCGGACCCCCACCGGUAACCCAGCCACGACUCAGAGCUGCAGUCCCAGAGGGGAGGGGUGUGAAUGUGUUAAUAAAGCUUUGUAUUCUGACUCAGACCUUUAAAUCC